Oldenlandia corymbosa var. corymbosa is the source of this 1431-nucleotide messenger RNA. NCBI's taxonomy places the organism in Eukaryota, Viridiplantae, Streptophyta, Magnoliopsida, Gentianales, Rubiaceae. The record is from the annotation of a GenBank genome assembly.
AUGUCUCUCAGCGUUACUACUUACCAUGCGACUGUGAGCUUCAGAUUUUCGCAACUCAAUGAACUCAAACGCGAAGUUAAGAAUGUCAGAUUGACAGGAAAUUACCGCAGAGAAUUUAAAGUAAUGGCAGUUUCAACGGACCUCAAGCAGGCUUCAAAUUACAUUCCUGCCGCGCCAAUGCUUUUGCCUGAAGGACCUUUCAAGCAGAUUCCAGGUGGAGUUACAGCUGCUGAAGGUUUUAAGGCUGCUGGAUUAUACGGUGGUCUUCGUGCAGUAGGAGAGAAGCCUGAUCUAUCACUUGUCACCUGUGAUGUGGAUGCCGUCGCUGCUGGGGCAUUCACCAAGAAUGUGGUCGCAGCUGCACCAGUAUUGUACUGCAAGGAAGUGUUAGAAAGCUCAACAACGGUUCGUGCAGUUUUGAUAAAUGCUGGCCAAGCAAACGCUGCAACUGGUGAUGCGGGCUACCAGGAUGUCAUAGAAUGCUCAAAUGCGCUUGAAAAGCUACUUGGGCUGAAACCUGGGCAAGUAUUGAUUGAAUCCACUGGUGUAAUUGGCCAAAGAAUAAAGAAGGAUGCUCUUCUGGGAUCACUUCCUAAAUUAGUUAAUUCAUUGUCAUCAACCUCUGAGGGGGCUGAUUCUGCAGCUGUAGCAAUAACAACCACUGAUCUUGUUAGCAAAAGUGUAGCAAUUGAGUGUGAGAUUGGAGGGACUCGUGUGAGGGUCGGGGGAAUGGCAAAGGGGUCUGGAAUGAUACACCCUAACAUGGCAACAAUGCUUGGAGUUAUAACAACUGAUGCCUGUGUUACAAGUGAUAUUUGGAGAAAGAUGGUGCUGGUUUCUGUGAACCGGAGUUUCAACCAAAUCACGGUAGAUGGAGAUACCAGUACUAAUGACGCUGUGAUCGCAUUGGCAAGUGGGCUUUCAGGGUCAGGCACUAUAUCUUCUUUGAACAGUCCAGAAGCAGAGCAUCUGCAAUUGUGCCUUGAUGCUGUAAUGCAGAGCCUUGCAAAAUCAAUAGCUUGGGAUGGUGAAGGAGCCACGUGUUUAAUUGAGGUCAGGGUAAAUGGUGCACAUAAUGAAGCUGAAGCAUCCCGAAUUGCUCGCUCUGUUGCUUCUUCUUCACUUACCAAGGCUGCCGUGUAUGGUAGAGAUCCAAAUUGGGGGCGCAUUGCUUGUGCUGCUGGUUAUGCAGGGGUUUCGUUUGAUCCAAACAAGCUCCGCAUAUCGCUUGGAGAGAUUUUGCUCAUGGAUGGAGGUCAACCCCUUCCAUUUGACCGGGCUGCAGCAAGUGAAUAUCUCAGAAAAGCUGGUGAAAUCCAUGGCACUGUAGAAAUUCUUAUUUCUGUUGGUGACGGUUCUGGUAAUGGCAUUGCUUGGGGCUGUGACCUGAGCUAUGACUAUGUGAAGAUUAAUGCUGAAUACACAACUUAG